Molecule: messenger RNA, 1278 nt
Organism: Rangifer tarandus platyrhynchus (Svalbard reindeer)
Lineage: Eukaryota; Metazoa; Chordata; Mammalia; Artiodactyla; Cervidae
Source: the annotation of a GenBank genome assembly
AUGAGCCCAGCCUUCAGGGCCAUGGACGUGGAGCCCCGCGACAAGGGCAUCCUGCUGGAACCCUUUGUCCACCAGGUCGGGGGGCACUCGUGUGUGCUCCGCUUCAACGAGACGACCCUGUGCAAGCCCCUGGUCCCCAGGGAGCACCAGUUCUACGAGACUCUCCCAGCUGAGAUGCGCAAAUUCACUCCCCAAUACAAAGGUGUGGUAUCCGUGAGCUUCGAAGAAGACGAAGACAGGAACUUGUGUUUAAUAGCAUAUCCAUUAAAAGGGGACCAUGGAACUGUGGACAGUGUAGAUAAUUCAGACUGUGAACCAAAAAGUAAGCUGCUCAGGUGGACGAACAAAAAACAUCACGUUCUAGAAACGGACAAGACCUCUAAGGAAUGGGUACGGCAACACCGGAAAGAGGAAAAGGUGAAGAGCCAUAAGUUAGAAGAAGAAUUUGAGUGGCUGAAGAAAUCUGAAGUUUUGUACUACAGUGUAGAGAAAAAGGGGAAUGUAAGUUCUCAGCUUAAACACUACAACCCUUGGAGCAUGAAGUGUCACCAGCAACAGUUACAGAGAAUGAAGGAGAAUGCGAAACAUCGGAACCAGUACAAAUUUAUCUUACUGGAGAACCUGACUUCCCGUUACGAGGUGCCUUGUGUCCUGGACCUCAAAAUGGGGACGCGCCAGCAUGGUGACGACGCUUCCGAGGAGAAGGCAGCUAACCAGAUCCGCAAGUGCCAGCAGAGCACGUCGGCAGUCAUCGGUGUGCGCGUGUGCGGCAUGCAGGUGUACCAGGCGGGCAGUGGGCAGCUCAUGUUCAUGAACAAGUACCACGGACGGAAGCUGUCGGUACAGGGCUUCAAGGAGGCACUUUUCCAGUUUUUCCACAAUGGCCGGUACCUGCGCCGGGAGCUCCUGGGCCCGGUGCUCAGGAAGCUGACUGAACUCAAGGGCGUGCUGGAGCGACAAGAAUCCUACCGCUUCUACUCAAGCUCCCUGCUGAUCAUCUACGACGGCAAGGAGCGGCCUGAAGUGGUCCUGGACUCAGACGCGGAGGACUUGGAGGACCUGUCAGAGGAGUCCGCUGACGAGUCGGCCGGCGCCUAUGCCUACAAGCCCAUCGGCACCAGCUCAGUGGAUGUGCGCAUGAUCGAUUUCGCACACACCACGUGCAGGCUGUAUGGUGAGGACAGUGUGGUCCACGAAGGCCAGGAUGCUGGCUAUAUCUUUGGGCUCCAGAGCCUGAUAGACAUUGUCACAGAGAUAAGUGAGGAGAGCGGGGAGUGA